AUGGUACAAAGAGGAACGCGCAUAGGGCCGCUGCCUGGGGGUCGCCGGGGCGCGUCUGGAGCUGGCGCUGGACGCGGCAGCAUGCGGGCCGCCAGCCGAGCGCGAGGAGCUGUACGAUCACCUAGCAGCCCUCCGCAUCCAUCAUCCCCACCAGAAGGCUUGGUGUCGGCUGGGUCUUCUCGGACUCAGCAAGCGGCACCCGCCGCUGGUGGAGCACGUCGCAUGCGUUGGUCACAAACAAUGAACGCAAACGCACUGCGGGCGUACUUUAGGGCAAAAGGGGAAGAAACCGGAUGUUUGGCAUAUCGGGCUCGGAUGCAUCGCUUUUUUGCAGAGCUGGAGCCAUCUCUAUCCGUCACUGAGCAAAACCUGGCAGACCGAGUUCGGUACAUCCUGCGCUCCAACAUAUUUGGUGACGCCGAACUCGAACGACUACGACGUGAGGCUGUUCCCUCAUCGGAUGGAAAUGCUACGGCUGGGAAUGCGGCGCCACUAAUUGCGCAGCAAACUGCAAAUGUGGACGCUGCCGUCAAUAUUCCAUUUGUAGUUGAUUCAGACGAUGAUGGAAUAGUCCCCCACGAACUAGAGAAAAUGAGGAGCAUAUUGGAAGAGUCGAUGCUGGAAACGCGCAGCAUGCCUCUCGAAAAUCGACCGCGACUUCCCCGCAUACCCCUUAGCAAGCGAAAUCGGGCUGUCGUGCGGGCUCUUAACCCAAUGCUGGUGACCUAUUUGGAAGCCAGCCGGGACCUUUGCGAGACGGACUCUAUUCUUUUUGGCGCCGCACUGGCAGUAUGCCGUAUUAUUGGCGCCAAACUUCCCAUGGCUGGACGUGCUACUCAACAAGGUAGUGCCAUCCCAGCCUGGAGAAAAAGAAUCGAGGACCGUAUCGCAAAGGCAAGAGCCCUUAUCGGCAGACUGACAAGCUUCAGGUCGGGUAAUAAUAGACCGAGUUGUGCGCACCGUUAG
Molecule: messenger RNA, 966 nt
Organism: Parnassius apollo (apollo)
Lineage: Eukaryota; Metazoa; Arthropoda; Insecta; Lepidoptera; Papilionidae
Source: the annotation of a GenBank genome assembly